UCCAAUCAACUCUUGCUCCAUCGACACAGCACAGCUUUUUUGCACUGUGUUCACCAUCCAAAAAGUAACCCGAAAAGUGUUAUCGCGGGGUUCCGUGCAAAGCAUUUUAACUCGUUCCGUUUCCGUUGUUAUCGAAUGUAUUCGAAUCCGCAAACAGUUCGCGUUCUAGUCCCCCUUUAAUCGGUAGUGUAAUCCUUGCGCGAUUCAGCGUAGCGAAAAGAACGCAAUCCGAAAAAAUUGCUCCACGAACAUUACACACGGCCAUCUUGAAAGUCGAUCCCCUCGUCGCUUCAUCGUUCGUCGUUCCAUAACAAAACUUGCCAGGCUAUAAUCGCGUUCUCGUGUAGCCCGAAGGGACCGCCGGAAGCAUCCGUUGUGGACAAACGGGAUUUCCUAACGUACCGAACAUUGAACGCUCUCGUUCGGAAGCAAUCGUCAGCAAGCGAGCUGAACAACAAAAGGCAGUAGAAAUUUUCCUCUUCAAGUGACCCCAAUUUUCCAUUGUUGGAUUAUUUUUUCCGGCAUCAACCGGGAGCAAACCCUUGUGCGCUUCUAGAGGAUACUAACCGCGGCAGGAGAAGGAGCGAACAUUCUUGCCUUGUAUGUCUAGAUUAUGCCUGAUCUCUGUGACCAGAUGUAUGCAUAGCCAUGGCUGCGACGCGAAAGUUGCAAGGUGAGAUCGACCGGUGCCUGAAAAAAGUCACUGAAGGAGUCGAAACCUUUGAGGAUAUUUGGCAGAAAGUUCAUAAUGCCACUAACAGUAAUCAGAAAGAAAAGUAUGAAGCUGAUCUCAAAAAGGAAAUCAAGAAGCUGCAGAGGCUACGUGAUCAGAUCAAAUCAUGGAUCGCAUCCGGCGAGAUCAAGGACAAAAGUGCGCUGUUGGAGAAUCGACGGCUCAUAGAGACGCAAAUGGAGCGUUUCAAGGUGGUUGAGCGGGAAACUAAAACGAAAGCAUACUCGAAGGAAGGUCUAGGUGCUGCACAGAAAAUGGAUCCAGCGCAGCGCGAGAAGGAAGAAAUUAGCAGCUGGCUAACGAACUCGAUCAGCUCACUGCAGAUACAAAUCGAUCAGUUCGAGUGCGAGGUAGAAUCGCUGAUAGCCGGGAAGAAAAAGAAACUGGACAAGGACAAACAGGAGAAAAUGGAUGAGCUGAAGGGCAAACUGGAGAGGCACAAAUUUCACGUGACCAAACUGGAAACCCUACUUCGAAUGCUGGACAACGACGGUGUUGAAGUAGAGCAGAUUAAGAAGAUCAAAGAAGACGUGGAAUAUUACAUCGAUUCCUCCCAGGAGCCCGAUUUUGAGGAGAACGAAUAUAUCUACGAUGAUAUCAUCGGUCUCGAUGAGGUGGAGAUUUCGGGUAUUGGAACAUCAGCUGGUACGGAAAGCAAUAAUAGUAACGAAACAGCAGGAUCUCCAAGCAGUUUAAUGUCUGGAAAUAGUCCGUCGCAGUCGCCGGUGAUGAACUGCAGUGCAUCUACGAUACAUAACCAUAGUGUGGAGACCAUAGUAGACGGUAAUAUCGACAAGCGACCGAAGGAUGUCAAGAUUACGCCGGUGAAACCGACGGCAAUUCGGGCGAGUGUCAAGUUGGACAUCAAUGCACCUGUGGCUGCAGUCAUCAGUAAUAACACCAGCAUCAAUUCGUCCAAAUCGGUCUUGAUCAGCUCAACACCGAGUAAAAACCUGCCGAAUGCUGCCGCAGUGGUAGCGGGUCUAGUACCGAAUAGCAGCGGUAUCGUACCACCCCAGGCGCCGGCUGGUGGUUUAGUCCAACCAAUUAUUGGUCCAGCAUUCGCAGCUGUCGCGAAGCAGCAUCCUAAAAACGGUCCUUUACAUCAGUCCAGCGUCACCUCUUCGUCGACGGUGUCAUCCGUAUCAAGCGCUCCGGCGCCUACAACUGUGGUGCCCAAUGCAUCGGGAGCCGCUGUCAGUAACCUCAGUCAGAUUGUGAAUGCAGCGCAACCUACGCUUAGUCAACAGCUGCAGCAGGUUCAACAACAACAACAACAGCAGCAGCAGCAGGCCUCUCUCGCAUCCGGUCUACUGACGAAUGCAGCGGCGGUGGUAGCAGCCGGUGUUGGAGGUGCUAGCGGUAGCAAUGUCCAAUCGCAAUCUCAACAACAGCAGCCACAGCAACAGCAGGCACCGCAGGUCCCGGGUCAGAAUUCCAUACCACUUCCACACGGUGGCGCACUUACGUCCGCAUCCUCGGGAAUCGAAAACAAUCACGUGAUGACGACUUCAUCUGCGUCGACUAUCAGCAGUACUGGAGCGAAUAUCAUCAACAAUUGUGUAUCUCCUAGUAACUCAGCAGUCAGUAGCAGAGCGUCUCCCAGCUUAAUGUCACCGCCGCAGCAGCCACUGUUGAACGGUCCCACAAGUCUCGGUAAGAAUGCCACCUCUGCCGUACCCAUGAAUAUUGCAAGUACUCAUCCGAUGUCUACAUUGAAAACCAUAGCCCAGGAAGUGAUAAACCGGACCAGUGGCAGUUUAGAACCUGGCCAAUCCCCUAUCACCGGUGGUGCUUUGGUGCAGCAGCAACAGCAACAGCAGCAGCAGCAGCCUUCACAAGUGACUCAGCAACCUCCCGCGGUACAGCAACAGCCUCCACCGCAGCCGGACACGAGACAACCCAGCGGUGGGCCACCGGUUCAGCCCGGUCAGCAGCAGCCUGGAAACCAGCAGCAAUCACAGCCACAACCGCAACCACCACAGCAGCAACCACAACAACAGCAGCCGCCUUUCGCCCUGGUGGAUCCAACAAACAGUGCAAACCCUCUGAUACCUACUUCGUCAUCUACUGCCAUCAGUAACGGGCCGAACGCGAUUAUCAACACGAGCACUAACAUCGUGACGAAUUCUGCGAAUCCUAGUGUGACCAGCGUAGGCGGUAUGAAAGCGAGCGGAACGAACGAAGCGCACAUACCGCCACUGUUGGGUGUAGCACCACUGGGUCCUUCGCCACUGCAGAAAGAACAUCAGAUACAGUUCCAAAUGAUGGAAGCCGCCUAUUACCACUUGCCAUCGCCAAGUGAUUCGGAAAGGCUAAGAACCUAUCUGCAGAGGCAGCCCGUGCAAACACCACAGCACUUUCCACAGCAACAACUUCCACAUUCUGACACGGUAGAGUUUUUCCAACGUCUCUCGCCGGAAACGCUGUUCUUUGUGUUUUACUACAUGGAGGGCACCAAAGCGCAAUACUUGGCUGCGAAGGCUCUCAAAAAGCAAAGCUGGCGAUUUCAUACCAAGUAUAUGAUGUGGUUUCAGCGCCAUGAAGAGCCAAAAAUCAUCAACGAAGAAUUUGAGCAGGGAACCUACAUCUACUUUGACUAUGAAAAGUGGGGCCAGCGGAAAAAGGAAGGAUUCACUUUUGAAUACAAGUACUUAGAAGACAGGGACCUGAAUUGAUCUACGAUGAUUAUGGAACUCGUUUUUUAAAAAAAUAAAAAUAAAAAAUGGAAACCCGAUCAAUAAAAAUCGCAAAAUAUACUGAAAGCAUCACUGAAAAACAGCAGAACUAUUUUGCCAGUCGAAAACGUACUACGCAGUGUUCGAACAACAUCAAAACACCGUUUUUCAAACAUCCUAUCAUACAGGUUGCGUGUUUGCUUCUCGAGUUCUAGGAGCGAUACAAAUACAGCAAUAUUGCUUUUUCUGUAUCAGAGAAUCCUUAUGAGUGAGAAGUCAACGAAUUGCUUUCAGAGUCGGUAACAGUGACAAAGGUCCCAUAUAUGUUCAAAAAACAAAACAAAAGAAAAAGAAUCGAAUGAAAUAUUAACCACUUUCAAACUGUUAAAAUUGGUAAACAAAUUUGCUCAGAACAUCGCCCAAAUCGAAAAUUUACUUUCAAACAAAAAUCACACACAAAUCCACUUGCAUCGUGAUUGUGAAUUGAGCUGCAUGUAAAAACGCGUUUUUGUUUCGUCUGGCUAUGGUAAAACUCAAGCUAAUUUAAUUUUUUUUAUCGCAUCUUGUAUACUGCCAUCCAUGAGAUCGAUGUAAGUUUCGUUAUUUUUUGUUUCAUCAAUUUGUUGUUUCUAGAGUGCCGCUUUGUGAUUCUAUUGAGGAUUCGUUGUUACGCAAAGCAAAAGGGAAGAUCUGUUUAAACGGGUGAAUCAGCCCGUAGUUAUUGUUAAAUGUAUCAUUGAAUUAACCGGGCUUUUAAAUUAUUCGUCAAGAAAGACUUGGAAUUACGUCUUGUAAAGUAUUCUACUCGCUGAGCGGAGAAACCACAUACAAUUAGAGUAAAUCAGAAAUCGCAGAUUGAAAGUUACAAUAACCAUUUCUUUUCCUACUUGUAAAUCAGCAGACAUUUUAGCAUGUAAUGUGUGGCAUCUAGUUUCGCUUAGAGUAACUGACAUUGUGACAAGCUAAAAAGCAAAAAAAGAAAACAAAAAGUAAACUGUUUUUCAUUCGCCAAUUUACCGAGUCAUCAUCAUGAAGUAAGUAGAGAGUAAAUGCGUGUAUGAGAAAUUCAUUUUAUUAAAGCACGUACACCGUAAAAACGCAAUGACAGAUAAAACACACAAGAGUAAACAAAGCUAUCGAAAUAAUUAGAAAAAAAAAAAACGUUUUGAACAAUAUAGUAGUGAGAGCAGUGCUGUUCUUUUUUAUUAUUGGAAAGAAAUUGCUACUUCCGAUUUAGCCGGCAACAGACACCCACGUUUAGUGACACAUGUUGAGCAAAACACACAAGAGUAACAAAUACACACAUUCAAAGUCAUAAACAUCUACGAAAAAAAACUGAAAGUGGUUAAAAUAUGUUCAAAUGCUAUGAGUAAAAAUUAAAAAAAAAACUACCAACCAGAAGAACAAAAACGUGAAACAAGAAAUGAGAAAAAUGAAACUGCAUUGAAAUGUGAUUUAUAAAUAUAGAUAAAAUAAAACAAAAUACACUUAUAUAUAUUGAAAAAACAACAACAAUUAUUUGUUAAUAUUUUCGUGAACGUAACUUAAAAAGCGUAAUUUAAAAGAAAACAAAAGCAGUGGAAUCCACAAACUUGUAGACAGUAAUGAGAAGGUAAAAACUGACUUCUAGU
Molecule: messenger RNA, 5042 nt
Organism: Sabethes cyaneus
Lineage: Eukaryota; Metazoa; Arthropoda; Insecta; Diptera; Culicidae
Gene: Not3
Product: CCR4-NOT transcription complex subunit 3
Exons: 11
Coding region: 649-3411 (920 amino acids)
Biological process (GO): regulation of DNA-templated transcription; nuclear-transcribed mRNA poly(A) tail shortening
Cellular component (GO): P-body; nucleus; CCR4-NOT core complex
Source: RefSeq, a predicted model, not a curated record